This is a messenger RNA of Ochlerotatus camptorhynchus, 3162 nucleotides long. RefSeq names its product Nucleosome-destabilizing factor (gene Ndf). Bases 509 to 2164 code for a protein of 551 amino acids. The transcript is spliced from 8 exons. Lineage: Eukaryota; Metazoa; Arthropoda; Insecta; Diptera; Culicidae. Gene Ontology annotation, molecular function: oxidoreductase activity, acting on the CH-OH group of donors, NAD or NADP as acceptor; NADP binding; NAD binding. The record is from RefSeq and is a predicted model, not a curated record.
UUUAUUAUCGCGGCUCUACAUUCGACUCUGCAUCAGCUUUUCACUCCGUGAGCGUCGUUCAGUGUGGCUUCAGUUCCGAAUUUUUCGCCAGGAAAAACGCGAAUUUCGGCCCGAAUACAAGUAGGUUCCCCGUGGGAACCACCAGCAAGUGAAGGUUUGCCGCCCGGCGGUAGUUUUGAUUGGUGGAAGGAGUUGAAAUUCUGCGCGGAACAGCGAUACUAUCGCUGGAAAGAUUUUUAGUCUGAAGGAAGGAAGAAGAGUAGGGGUGUUCUGUGUGUGUGCGCGAAGAACAACAGCCGGGAAGAGAUUUUCCGCGCGGCCGUCUCCAGUGUUUUCUUAUCAUUUUCCCCGCUAAUUUUUUGCAGUAAUUGAAGUUUGAAGUACCGUGCUUCAGUAAAGAGUGGGUGUGUUCAGAAAGUGGAAUCAGUGCUCGUCAGCAGAGCAAAUAGCGGAAUCAGCGAUUUUUCGUUUCUGACGGAAGAGGCAAGCCGUAGCGCGUCACCCAAAAAUGACCGACAGUAAAGGAUACGCUGUGAAUGAUCUCGUCUGGGCCAAGAUGAAGGGCUUCUCGCCCUGGCCCGGUCGUAUAUCUGAGCCACCGGCAGAGCUUCGUCGUAUAACUGUUAAGAAAAACAUUCCCGUUCGGUGUAUUUUCUUCUUUGGCUCCAACAAUUAUGCAUGGAUCGAGGAGACGCAAAUCAAGCCAUAUCAUGAGUUCAAAGAAAAGUUGCUUUCAUCGUGCAAAUCGGCGGGUUUUAAGGAAGCUGUCCAGCAGAUCGAAGAAUUCAUUGCGACUCCAGAGAAAUUUCAGCAUCUUUUCUCUUCUGAGGCGGAAAAUCGUCCGGAUCCGGACGUCGAAUUCAACAAGCUUCGUGAAGGAUCUACCGAAAGCGAGGAAACAUCCGUCAAUAACACUACAACUCCGGCAGCGCUGGAAACUGUCGAAUCCACGCCAACCACGGCGAAGAAAACCGCAGCCAGGAAGAAAGUACGUGCCUCUCUGCCCAUCAAGUUGAACGUAGAUAAGGUGGCUGCCUCCACAACCAAGGCCCGUUCGAUAGGUAACAAAGCGAAGGCAGCGGCUCUUGACGAUGCAACUUCGCCGAAGCGCAAACGGAAAAUUUUGAACGAUACGGCGGGCGACGUCUCCUCAAUAGAUCUGGACACCUUCUCGCCGGUCCGUCGCAAUGUACCUGUUUCGCAUCUGCUGAAUCGUCCGACGGUUGCCCGUCCGGCGACUCCGGAAAUCGACAUGUCCAGCGUAUCGAACGCCCUCCAGUCGCGCAACAUUCAGGCUUCGAAUCUAAAGUUCGGCUUCCUUGGGCUCGGCAUCAUGGGCUGUGGAAUCGUGAAGAACCUUCUCAACUCGGGCCAUUCGGUUGUUGUUUGGAACCGAACGGCCACUAAGUGCCGGAAGUUCCAGGAAGCCGGUGCCGAGAUCGCCGACACCCCGUCGGACGUGAUCGAGAUGACGGACGUGACGUUCUCGUGCGUUUCAGAUCCACAGGUUGCCAAAGAUUUGGUAUUCGGCAAUUGUGGCGUUAUGUCGGCCAAUCUGGUUGGCAAGGGCUAUGUCGAGAUGACCGGUGUCGAUCCGGAAACGUCACAAGAUAUUGCCGAGCAGAUUAUCUCCAAAGGUGGACGGUAUCUGGAAGCACAAAUUCAGGGAUCGAAGAACCAGGCCGAAGAGGGCACGCUAAUAAUCCUGGCUGCCGGCGAGCGGUUGCUGUUCGAGGAGUGCCAGACCUGUUUCGAGGCCAUCUCGCGAAAUUCGUUCUACCUGGGCGACGUGGGCAAUGCGACCAAGAUGAACCUGGUCCUGCAGAUGAUUUCCGGCGUGAUGUUGGCCGGCAUUGCCGAAGGGCUGGCGUUGGCUGAUCGAGCGGGACUGCAACAGAAGGACGUUCUGGAGGUGUUGGAACUGACGAGCAUGUCGUCGGAAAUGCUUAUGCAAAAGGGAAAUGCAAUCAUCAAGGGCGAAUUCCCGACCCACCAGCCGCUGAAGCACAUGCAGAAGGACCUCAAGCUGGCCCUGAACAUGGCGGACGGACUGGAGCAGUCGCUUCCGAUCACGGCCGCAUCGAACGAAGUGUACAAGCAUGCAAAACGCCUUGGCUACGGUUCACACGAUGCCAGCGCAGUUUACGUGCGGGCAAGGUUUUAACAGCGACUGGUCGGAACGAAGAAGGUGACGACGACGGCGGAGGCGAAGGUCCUGCCAGUGGCGGGGGACGUCUAAGUAAUGAAACGACGACGACGACGACGAGUAUGUAAGGGCAAAGACCAAGAAGACAGACACACAUGGGCGCAAUACACACGCAUCCACCGCGGCACCCUUCUGUUUGGGUGUGCGGCAGCUGCUGCCUUUGCGUCUGUGUAUGCGGUUUGAAGGAUUAGAUUUAGUAGCUAUUUUUUGUUUUCUUUUUAGUAGCAAAAAAAUCCCGUUUCUGAAAAGCGCGCACGUGAGAAGGAUGGUAAUUUCGAUUUACCAGUUUAACGAUAAGACCACAUUUUUCCGGAGAGAAAUAAAUUCCGGUAAAACUUUUUCGACCCAUAACGCAACUCUUUCGUGCACACUCUCAUUGCAAAACAAACAGAUCAGGAGCUAAGUAUGGAGAGCACAUAUUUUAUUGUACUAGUUUUUUUCUUUUCUUUCGAAAACGGUAGGGUUAGGUUGAAUGUUCUAUUUCCUUGAGGAAAAAAAGGAAACAAGUCGUCUCUAUUGAAACAAAAAAAAAAGCAAGCAAAUUUUGCCUAUAUAGUUUUACAAUGAUAAGUUUUAUUGAAGGAAGAAAAUAUAAAAAUGCAAAGAUGGUUCGAAGUCCUGCUCCGUUGAUUUAUUUCUAAUUCUUUGAAUUUUAUUGCAAAACGAAAGCUACUUUCUUCUAGUUAAGUGGAUGAUUAGUUUAGGGUACAACUAUCGAACCGUAGUUCAUCAAUACCCACAACAAUAGUGAGGGACGGUGUCAUUUCAAACGCUCUUUUGGAGAAACCAGCAUAUAUUUUAUUUUCCUAUGUUCAAACAUUUUUCUCCACAACACAGGCGAACAAUUAAAAAAAAAACUGGAAAAAACAGUAGCAACAAAACACAAGCAUAAUGGAUUUCUAUUUUCGUGGAACAAGUGGAACGUAUAAUAAAAAAAAAGUGUUUAAACCAAUGGU